Coturnix japonica (Japanese quail) is the source of this 2459-nucleotide messenger RNA. The record is from RefSeq and is a predicted model, not a curated record. NCBI's taxonomy places the organism in Eukaryota, Metazoa, Chordata, Aves, Galliformes, Phasianidae.
AUGGAAAUUACUCCCCCCCGGCACCCGCGGACCUUGACAAAUGGCCCUGGGCUGGAGCUGAUUGGCUCUGGGCACCCCUGGGCAACUUUAAAUUUCAGCUCAGGGUGCAGAGCCCCCAGCAUCGCCUGUGGAACUGGGCUCCAAGCAGCACAGGAGCCAGCCAGGAUGCGCGCAGUCUUCUUCUGCCUCUGCCUCUGCCUGCUGGGCACCGUGCUGCCCACACCCGUGCCGCCUUCAGCCAGGGCAAGAGGAAACUGCCCUGGACAGCACCAGAUACUGCUGAAAGGUUGCAACACCAAUCAUGGCUUCUUCGUCUUCAAGUUUAUGCACUCCUUCAUGAGGAGAAACCAGACACAGGUGAAGAAAGAAGAAGGUGACCACCAGGGCACAAUCCAUGGCCGCUGGCUGGGUAAGGUGGACGGGGAGACCCUAGGACAAGGUGUUGGAAGCAGCCAUGUGCCAGAGGACAAGGACAGCCCCAAGCCCCACAGCCACAUCACUCCAGUAAGCAAAGUGGGAGGCCGUGCUCUGCGCCCCAGUACUGGUGACAGCAUCAGUGUGUAUCCCACCUCAACCAGCAUGGAAGGCAGCGGUGACAUGGGUUCAAUGUUGCUGGGGGAGAUCAUCAAUGGUGAAGAUGGCCUCCCCCAGAGCACCCGCCCUGGUGAACCUCAUGGAGAUGGCAAUGGUGGUAACGGUGUUACACCAGGGGAUGGGGCUGUGACAGCAGGGAGGGAGAGGGCCACCGAUUCCGAAGGGGCUGGGGGUGAGGGCAGCAGCCAUGCCACUGUGCCUGACCAAGGGCAAGCAGGCACCAUGGUGACAGGAGACUCUGCCAUCACCUCUGUCACCAAGAAGGAGGAUGUCCAUGUGGAUGCGGAAGACAUAGGCGAGUUUGCAUACAUCCCCUACGUGGAUGCUGCCACCAUCACCCGGGGGCAGGACGGUGAAACACAUGUCUCUCCGAAGGAUGAGGUGCAGAUUUUCAUUGGAAGAGCCAACAUCCAAGUGGGUGAGAAUGACGGCAGUGCGGGUAGCACUGGUGCUACCAGCGAGGCCAAUGUCAUCCCUGCGGCGGUGAAUGCCAGGCCUCAGGGAUACCCUGAGGAAUCAACCUCCAUGGUCACCGUGCAUCAUGGGGACAGUGCCACCAGCAGGCCUGGGGACCACCCUUCUGCAGGAAACAGUGGGGACGGUGCCACUGCCAACCACAGCGGACAAGAGCUGGAGGCCCCUAGCCCUCAGGAGAGCACUGAUGGUGAGGCCACUGUCACCACAGCAGCCGGCAGCCAAAGUGGAAAGGGGAGAAGUGGGCAGAGACCAGUGGGGAAGCAUAGCCUCCCAGCCACCAUGACAACUCAGGGUGCCAGAGGCACAGCCUCCUCAGGGCUGACUAUGGGGGACUGUAGCACUGCUGUGAGCACACCACCUGAGAAAGGGAGCCAGGUGGCCACUGCAGGGCAAGAAGGGAGCAGGGAGGUGGGAACAGCAGGUCCAAAGAGACAGAGGGCUAGGAUCCAGCAAGAGGUGGCACCAGCACCUGAUGUAGAGGGAGGAAUGGUGGUCCCUGAGGGGCACGGGGCCAGGACCCAGCCAGGGGUGUCAUCAGCACCCAGCACGAUGGAGACUGAAGCCCCAGAGAGGCAUAGGAGCAGGGCUCAGCAAGGAGUAGCACCAGUACAUAGUAUGGAGAGGGAAACAGUGACCCCAGAGAGGCAGAGGGCCAGGAUGCAACCAGGGUCAGCCAGGAUGCAACCAGGGUCAGCCAGGCUGGGACAAGCAGCGAGACCAGAGGUGGCACCAGCACCCAGCACGGCAGGGGGAAUUGUGGCCCCAGAGGGCCACCGGGCCAGGGUUUGGCCAGGGGCAGCACCAGCACCUGGAGUGAUACGGGUGGCCAGGCCAGCCCCCAGCAGAGUAUAUAAUGGGGACAAAAGGGAUGCCAUGGGAAAGUCCACUGAUGUGCCAAGGGAUCCCUGGGUGUGGGGCAGCACCAGCCCCCAGACCCAGCACACCAGGGGCAGCAUGGUGGCAGGAAGCUUUUCCCACCUGCAUGGAGGGCAGAGGAUGGGGAGCCUGGCAGAACUGGAGCGCUCCAGGCAGGUGGAGCAGGUGAGGCAAGCCGACCGGCUGCGUCUGCAUGAGCGAGCCCUGUAUGGCCUCAGUGGGGUGGGUGGCCCCCUGCAGCCCCUUGCAGCCCAAGCUGACUCCUGGAGCGCCGACAGCAGCCAGUCUUCUGAGGGGCAGUGGGGCAGCCGCAGUAACAGCGGUGAGGAGGAUGGCGAGGUCAGGGGGUAUCCCCACCGCCGAAGGUCCUUCUGAGGAGUGCCCUCAAAAGCAUCAGGGUGACGCAGCACCCUCUCGGCGGCGUAGGGUAGCAUUGUUCCCGAGGAAAGAUGUGGGGAGAAAAGCCCUCCAGCCUCACCGUGCUUCUGAAGAAAUAAAGGCAUUUCUGUCAC